AUGGGGAGACACUGGCAGCUGCUGGGAGAAGUCCCAGAUUCCGACGAUGAAGAACUCGGCAGCCAGGAGCCGCUGCAGGACGACCAUGUCGAGGGCAAUACUGCUGUAAAGACUCAAGAGAGCAGCAGGGACGCAAAAGAACCAGGGGAACCAUUUUUGAAGAUCGUACUUACUCCUCAUCGACAUAACCAUUUCACGGGAGUUUCAUCUUCAUCGAGACAUGCAGCACACGGCCCUAGAACACCUUCCCCAACACGGAUCUCGACACCCCGGAGAAUCUCCCCUCCACCCGAAGACUCAGCUGACGAGAUCGAUCUCGUCUAUGACGGCGUCCAGGACAACGAGCAGGAUGAAGAGCCGCGCUGCGACCUACGCUCAAGCCCGCCACAAUUCAGCGUUCCCGAGGCACUGGCCAACAAUAUAGUACAAGCCCUGACGACGAACGACGACAACGUACUUUCAGGACAGGAAACGCCGUCACGCCAGUUACAGAAAUCCCAGCAGUCUCAAGGACCUCGAACUUCCCAGGCCUCUUUGCAGCCACAACGGUCAGGGCAUUCCGAUAUACCACACAGUUCACUAACACCCAAGAAGGGAGACCGACGACCACGAUCCCACGAACCCCCGGCUUCUGCGUCUAUUCCACCUGCCGAUCCUUUCUCAUUCUCACCCACGUCCUCCCUCUCAAGUCUUUCACGAUCACCUUCACCCGUUGCUGAUGGACCUGCUCGCCGAAGCUCUGGAGGUCACGAAGUGGCUCGCAUGUCUUCCCCGUUUCCCGUCCUACCUGAGUCUCCUCCUGCCUUUCGACUAGGUUUCGUACGAUCUCUUCGACCUCGAAAGCCGAUUCAACAACAUCCAUAUCUGCUCGAAGGUGCGCAGUAUGCACUUGCCAUGAAAUCACAUGGUGUGAAGCCUGUUCGCACCGAGUACGGCAGCGCUCCGCGGAAACAAGUCGUGGAUGAGGAUUCGCAAGAACAGGAGUUUCAGCAAGAAGAAGAAAAAAGUCAAUUGCCAAGGAGACAGUCACAGAACGACGCUGCUCUUUUUGCCGGUAGCCUAUAUGAUUUCCCUAGCAGCCAAGCUAGUCUCGGCGACAUUGCACUGUCUUCCUUAACUCCUCGAACAUCAACGCCCGCACACCGCCUCCUGCCUCCGAGCAGCGAGGAUGGAGCCGACAACGGAACGGAUAAUACAAGCCCGCCCGAUGAAGACGACUUCCCAACUCCUCAAACCGUCCUAGAUCGGCAGCACAAGCGGCAGCAGGCUCGAAUUUUCAAACGGCAGAGUUCGCCAAAGACUGCCUCCGCCGCAAAGCGGGCACGGCUGGUAGAUGCAGCUCUUCAAGAUCAGUCGGCUCGUGCCAAAUGGAUACCCGUCCGUAUGGAUUCGUCGCCGGACCAGCUUCCCCGUUCAUCUGCACGGAUGCAUGUAUCUCGGCCGCGAUCUGUGUCCCCGGUUACUUUCCUUUCAAGGCAAGAAGGUGUAGCAGUUUUGGACGAUGAUUCUAGUGACAACAGCAAUGACGAAAUUGAAAUCACUGACGCGAGGGAAUGCACUGCGUCCCCACUGAACGACAUGGCCGAAGAGAGCCAUAGCGACUCGGAAGCCGUACGCAAAAACAGCAGGCGGAUCAAAGGGGUUCUGCCCGCGUCUUGGCUGCGGCUUGAUCAGCAAAAAUCAACGCAGGUCGGCCUUGACAGGGUGACGGCCACCCAGAGGCGACCUGGGCAACAUAACCACCAGGCCACCAGAAAGGGCGUUGCAUUGCCGAGACAGGGCCAGGCCACCAGCUCUCUGGCAACGAUCAUCUCAUUAUUUGACGAAUCAGACGAUGAUGUAGAUAACGAUAAUGAGAGCGUGGUGGACAUGGCCAAGCGGUCAAAAGCACCGGUAAUUGAAUCAUGGGAUUCGGAUGAGGAAGGAUAUUCACCAAUUGUUUCUCUCAUUAACGACGAAGACAUUGGUUCGGUGAUGGAGGACAACUCCAUUGAUCUAAUGGCACCGAGAGUGAAACGAACCAGGCUACCAGCAGCGCCUGGUCCCCGAUCAAAAAGACCAAGGAUGCGGACGCAGAGUGUGCCCAGUGGCACUCCAAUCCAAAAGACACGACAGCCCAAAAUCACGAAGAUGAUGCACCGAUCUGCUUCUGCUUCUACAGGCAGUCACCGAUUCUCCCGCAAACAAUCAUCGUCUACGAGGAGACGGCAAAGCAACCCGCACACAACCAGCAGCAGGAGAACGCCGAAACCACCCGCCACUCCUCCUAUGCUGAGCAUUCUCGAUUUCGUUGAGCCCGCAGCACCAGCGUUCAUCCGUGUUGCGGCUCGUACUGCAAGGCGAACGGCUAAGCUAGGAAAGACGAGCCCUUCUAGAAAGAUAAUCAACCUCGGAAGCCGGGGUGACAACGUGGACGCUCUAUCUGUCCUGCGAGACUGGAAAGCUGGGAGAAUCAGGCCCAAGAUUCCAAACCCACCCAGACGGCUGAGACAGUCUGGACAACAGGCCCCGCUCCAAGAGAUGUCGCCGAAUCUUGCACCACACUCAUCUCCCCGACCACAGCAUAUACAAAAUUCAACCGCGGUAAAGAAAAGCCAGUCAGGAGCUUUCGUGAACCGCAUCCCUCAAACCAAGCUUGCCGCACUACCACGCCCGUCCAAUCUGUGGAUCAGCAUGGGCUCUCACAUGGAUCCAAUGAUGCGGCCAGCACAACUUGAGGUUGCGGCGAGAAGCAAGCUGGGCGCGGCUGGUUUUGUUUCAAAAAAGAAAGAGCUCGAUGCCUUGUACUGCCGUCGGCGGCGGGAUGCCAUACCUUUACCGAGCGUGCGACUCGAGCAAUUUGUCGACGACCAGGCAUCUGCCUACAGUGCAAUCGACGACAAUAUUUCUGUGGACGACCAUUCUCUUAAGCCACUGGGCUUUGGACUGGAACAAGAAAUUGAGCUUCAACCUUCGCGACGGCAGCAUGAUAUCAAUUCUGCUAAGCAGAUGCCUGAAAGCAACAACCGGUCAAGAUUUCGCAAGCGCUACAGUCCAAGGCAGAUCGACACAUCUGCACCGCGAUUUGCCCAUGCUUUGGAUCACAUUCCCCUGGAUAUUGGUCCUGCAAAGGUCGAUUUCGUGGCCGAUACCGUCAAUCUCGAUAGGGACAAACUGCAUGGGCUAGGGCCUUUCGGAUCGCAGUACCCACAACACUUUGAUAUCUUCGCUCUCGACGGUGACAUCUUUUUCCAUCAAAGCACCCUCAUCGGCAGCGGCCGGCUGAGUUUGGCCCUUGGGAUGGAUUCUUCGGAUAGCUCGCAGCCUCUCCAUAGGCCAAACCUUACAACUUCGUUCCAACUGGGCGAGCGAACGCUCAGCUGGAGUGUGUGGGAUGAGGUUUCAUCGUCCGAGUAUGGCAUCCUCAUGGACUGGUUGGCGGAUAGCCUUCACUCACCUGCUUCCUCGCCUAGCCUUGCUGGGCCGAAGGUGCAUACAAUGAUCAAUUUCGUUUUAGAUUUUAUCCAAAUCACCAUGGCCAAGGCGACAUCUUCGCCAAGUGUCCGAAAGGCCUUCAUUGUACGAAACCUUGAGGUUAUCAAAAGCCUCAUUCGCCGGUUUGAAGCGUCGAACCUGCAGCAUGAACAGCCCUCAAGCGACUCAAGAAAGAACAAUCGCCUGGCGGCGUUGACCGGGAUUCUAACAAUCAACACAUGGCUCCUGCAACUUUGCCGAGACACGCCAGAAUGCGUUUCCUACUCGGUCCAGGUGGAAGAUAUUUUAAAGUCAACUGCAAAGCAGUCUGUCCAGCUUCUCAUGAAGCAGGGUCUUGGCGAUAUACGUACCUCCUACAGCGACUUUCAACGGGGUCUUUUCCGGGACCGUGGCAUUCGAAGAAAUACGCAAGUAUUGAGCUCAUGGGUCGUUCUCAUGCAAGUUUUGGAGCAUGCAAGAAUCCCACGAGGUGGCUUUUGGGAUGUCACGUACUCGGUUAUGCUUGCUGAUAAUGCAAUUAGUACUUGCACACAUGCUAGCCAGUUUGAACAGUGGUGGCAGGACAUGUUUACGCUUCUUCCCCUUGGCGAAUUCGACAACUCUGGCGUGGUCAGGCCCGGAAUACGGCUGGCUAUACCCCUUGAUGGAUGGGAACUUCCAAAAAAGGCCUUGGACAGGGUUUUUCAACUCUACAAAGCCAACCCGCACCAAUCACCGAGCUUCAAUGCGUACUGCCGAGCCAUCGUGGGCCGUUGUCACUACCUCGUCCAGGAAUGGGGCUGGCGUCGUUGCAAGGCCAUCGUCGGCACGAUCUUCGACUUUUACGGGUCACAAGGAUUUGCACACUUGCGGAACGAAGAAGCACAUCGGUCUCCCCACUUCCUUGAACAGCUUGCGGGCAGUCCAUCACUUGCCAUUGAACCAGACGACCAGUGCUUCCACAUUUUCAUCAAAAUGCUUGGACUUGUCAUCCUGCAGCUGAAGAGACUUGGUCAGUCCAAAGAGCUGACCAACCUGAUUUCCCGCAUCCUCCCGAACCACGACCGCCAAUUACUCAAAGAAAUGGACGUCCAUGAGAGAGAUCUCGCUGCCCUUCGAAAUCACCAUGACCUGCUAUGCACCCUGUUCUGGGCUACACCUCCCGACAUCCGACCGCCUAUUCAUCAGAUCGAAAAACUUGUGGUGCCCGCGAACUCCCACAAGGAGGCUUGUUUGAUAAACAUCCGUGCCUGGAACCAGCUGGCGCGGUUUGUGAUUGCCGCCGAUGAAGGCUACGGUAUCUUCAAGAGCUUCAAUUCCUGGAUGAAGAAUAUCUUCCAACAAAUGCUAGAACAAUAUCUCUCUGCAGAAACGGACAUGCACAGACAAUUCCAGAGCUUGUCAACAGUCAUGAUGCAAGGCAUUAGCCCUGAUAUGGUCAAGGCUAUGGCGGCUGCCAACAAGGCAGCCGCGAUGGAUGUGUUGCAUGCGUGCACUGUGUCUUCUCUGGACGUUCUCCGGCACGCCAAGUCUCUUGGGGUGGCAACGUAUUGUUUCAAUGUCGACCAGCUGAGUGCAAUCUUCACAAAAAUGGAUCUGCCGGGGCCUAAGACGAACUGGAGCAUCCUCAGCACCGCUCUCGACGUUGUGGAUCAUUAUAUGGAUCGGCUCGAGAAGGCCGUGGACGAGCAGUACUCCAGUUCGGCGGAUGCCACAGACCCACAAGAGGCAGACGACGCGGUGUUGAUGCUUGAUCACAGGCUGGCCAAAGGGUUCUUCCAUCUGGUCAACACAAUCACACAUAUGUCAUGGGAGGACCUACCAAAGUCCUCCGCCGACCUACGAAUUGCAUGCACAGAACGAAGCGUUACCAUUGCAGCUCGUCUAGCAAGCCGGUUCAUACAUUCGGGUCUGUACGGCUUGUCCCGGUUCUUUGGAUCCGGCGACUAUUGCAUAUUUGAAAGGUUGCCACACGCGCCGGGCCUCUUGCAGCGCAAGUUCUUGCCUCUUUUCGUAUCGGCGGUGCUGCGGAGCAACGUGUUUGAUUUCAAGGACCUCGGAAACAGUAUCCUAGAGCUGUGGAUGCUUGCCAUUGUCAAGCCGCAGAAGUUCUUGGCUUACGAGAACCGGCUCGCUGACGUUCUAAAGACGCACGAUAUUCCUUUUGUUCGGCGAGCAAAUAUACCCGCAAACGAUCAGACACCCAGCUACGACACCAACCGCGCGUAUUUCGCCUGUUCCAUGACGUCCAUACGACAACAGCUGCGGGAUGCAGACGGCACCACGCGACGACAACAACUGCGCAGCGAUUUUGCGCGAGCCUUAAAGCUCGUGAUGCAGCAAAUGAAGGAGGACCUACGAUAUGCCAAGACGGAGCCCGUCGAGCACGAAAAGUACAUUGUCUUUGUGCGAGGUGUUGUUGCUUUGAUCCGGUCACACGGCAGUGACAUUUGCUCGUUGGACACCUUCUUUUACGACCAAAGCCAGGAAUUUUCGCCUUCGCCCGAAGACCCUCAGCUGAGGACCGCCAGUAUCAUAACAUACGGCUUGCGACUCAGUGAAGGCGAGGCUACAGCGGCACCGCAGCUCUUCCAUUACCUACAUAAUAACUUCAAUAUUGCGCUCGCCAACAACAGUCUCGACCAGGAAUGCAAGAUCCUGGAACGGAGCAUGGAAAACGACGUCAUAUUCGGAUUUAUGCUGGAACGGAUGCUACCCGCGAUUCUCCGCGCAACAAGCGAGGCAGAAGAAGCAUGGCCGUUGUUGGAUGUGUACUACAGCGCGAUGGAACGGUUUGUCACGCGAUCUCCUGUGCCAAAGAACAUCGGCGACGACAACGUCACGGGCGGAAUGAUUGGGCUGCUGGAGGAUAUUGUGGCAUGGUUCCAGUGGGCAGCGGUAUCUUUGGCAGCCGAUGCGGCGCGUACUGGACUCACAUUUCGUGACGCUGGUUUGGGUGAUGCUACGGAAGGGGCUGGCUGUGACACACAGCCGAUGGUAUUUUGUGUACGGGUGCAUACGAUGGCCCAAUUGGCAGCGCUGGCCAACCUUCUACAGCCGUACUUGAUGACGUGUUCAUGCCUACCCACUGCCCCAUCCAUACAGGCGAGGCUCGACGGUAUCGUUACCGGAUACUACCAGUUUAUCGAGUCUGCUCUGGCCGAUCUCGCACCUGUGCGUGUCGACAAACGAAGACGAUACAUCCAUCCCGACAACACCGUUGCCGACGAACCAAACGAUGGCAACAACCAACUGGGCCCAAAGACUCUGUUUUCAUCAUUCUUGGUAGUCGAAAACAGCACCGUGUCCUCGAGUCUGAGCAACAGUUGCACCGUCGGGGUGCGCAACGACAACAGUUCCAUUGCGAACACCAUGAGGAGGUACACGGGAGGCAAUAACCGACCAGGUGACGGGUCACAAGUGGACCAGUUCAACAGAAGGAUCGUGCAACACGUACGCGAUAAUUGGAUUGUGGACAACGGAUCCAUCACAGUGCGCAAAGCUGGUGCGCGGCCUGGGAUUGGGAGGGGCCCUGGCAUGAUGGCCGGCUCGGCGACGACGGCAGCAGCGGGCCCGGGUGUCCCAUUUGGACCGUGGUCCAUGGCUGAGCUUCUGGCCGAGUUACAACUGCAGCUACAGCUCUGGACAUUACGGCCGGCCAGUGCUUACGGCAUGGGACCGCAGUCGAGGCGUUUGUUCCCGGGUCGGUUACGGGAGAAGAGACGUCUCUAG
Molecule: messenger RNA, 7185 nt
Organism: Sporothrix schenckii 1099-18
Lineage: Eukaryota; Fungi; Ascomycota; Sordariomycetes; Ophiostomatales; Ophiostomataceae
Product: hmg-i/hmg-y, DNA-binding protein
Exons: 1
Coding region: 1-7185 (2394 amino acids)
Biological process (GO): replication fork processing; double-strand break repair via homologous recombination
Cellular component (GO): Cul8-RING ubiquitin ligase complex; nucleus
Source: RefSeq, a predicted model, not a curated record